Silurus meridionalis is the source of this 3085-nucleotide messenger RNA. Its product is annotated as nuclear fragile X mental retardation-interacting protein 2-like. The transcript has 5 exons. Bases 1054 to 2529 code for a protein of 491 amino acids. NCBI's taxonomy places the organism in Eukaryota, Metazoa, Chordata, Actinopteri, Siluriformes, Siluridae. Gene Ontology annotation, molecular function: RNA binding. Gene Ontology annotation, cellular component: nucleoplasm; cytoplasmic stress granule. The record is from RefSeq and is a predicted model, not a curated record.
GAGAAGGGGAAUGAAAGUCAAAAGGAGUAAUACAGAGUACGUGUGUGUGAAUAAGAGGGAAGACAUUGGAGUGGUACAGUUGCAGGGAGAACAGGUGGUGAAGGUAGAUGACUACUCCUUUGGCUUUCCCAUCCAAGACCGGUCAGACACCAUGUCUAAAUACAUGCCCGUGUGACACAAACAUCUCUAAACCCUCUGUCCCCGUGGUCAUUUAAUAGUUGUGUGGAUGUGAGAGUUUGAUCAGAGAUCAGAUGAUGUACACAAAUUUACUCCAUACGCUGCUCUGUGAACUCAUUCAAUCCAAAUAGGGUUUACACACUUCCUUUACUGUGCCCACGAACAGCUUUACAUGUGUUACGGAAAGCCAAAAGCUGCUCUUAACUUCGGCUACACGCCAUUCCCAAAACGAUGUUUGCGGUCUUGUGAGAAGACGUGAGAAGACACGGGAAGACAGGAGAAGACGUGAGAAGUCCAAACGUCUUUGUUUCUUUGUUUUUUCACGCAAUAUAACGAGUGCACGCGUUGUGUUCUGUAGUGGAGUGUGACCCUUUUGGUGUUCCACAUGGGCGGAUGGUCGACAUGCAGUAGCGUGGACUAACCGCGCGGGGGGACUUGUCGAGUCAAAGCCACUUUCACUGGCGUGUACGGUUUCAAUGGGCGAUCAGCAGCACCACACAGAGCGGGCACACAACCACCACAAUCACCCCGCAGGACAGCCAUGGACCGGUGGAAAUCAUACGGCUCUCCAAAAGACAUCUGAACAAUGCUGUUCAUCGCUAAUGUGAGCUCAAGCUGCCGGAAACGCAGAAGGAGAAAACAGAUAUAACCAGUGUGCUUCCAUAUUGGGCCUGGACCACCUGCUUAACGACGGUGGCCGAAUUUCAAAUCAACAACUUUCCCUUAUGUCAACUAAUUGGAUUCAACCCGAUUGACUGCGGACGAGAGCGUUCCUGAUGCCGGAGUUGGGAAUUCACUGAGCGUGCGUUUAAAGCGGAUUUGCUGACUCAUACCGGCCGCAGCAGAACGAUUCCCAGUUUCGGUUGUGCUCGGAGUAUGGACGGGAAUCAUCAAAGCACUGUUUUAAAGCGUUACGAGGUCAAAAGCAUGCACGAAAAAGAGCCCAUGUUAUCUCUGAACGGAGAGGUGGGCCUCAGUUCCGGUUACAUUACGAACGGCUACUUGAGCAAGUCUGUCGACAACGACGGCAGUGGCUCGGAGAGCGGCUACACCACACCUAGGAAGAGGAGAGCGAGACGCAGCAGCAUGAAAGGCACCGAGAGCGUGAGUCGGGAGAAGGUAUCAAGGCCUUUUUCUAAACAGGAGCUGGACAAUUCAAGCCAGGAGGCGGUUGGGAAAUCGAUGCACUCUCGGCCGAAUUGCACCCGGGCUUACCUUAAAUCGGAGGUGCACACCGGGGUUCGCAGGACGGGCGUUCAGGAGACAAGCCCUGUGGCCGAGGUGCAGCAGAGAAACUCUGACAGCAAGACAUCUGUUAGUCUUGUUAGUAAAAAGACUGAUGAGAAGGUCAGUAAAACCAAACCGGUCUCCUCAGUAAACUCUAAAGAGGACUCGUGGACUUUGUUCAAGCCACCUCCUGUGUUUCCGGUGGACAACAGCAGCGCCAAGAUCGUCCCGAAAAUCAGUUAUGCAAGCAAAGUGAAGGAGAACCUCAACAAAGCGAGCGCGGAGACGACGCAAACGCAUGGAAAACUCUCGCACGUUCCCAUGUCCGCUGUAAAAACGAUCACGUCUGCUAGCUUUGCAAACAUCUCCGCGUCUCUAGAUGCUAACGGGAGUUACUCUGUGGAAACGUCAUUCGAUUCGCCUUACGGUGACGGAGUCGCGCCUUCUGCCUCGGCUAACCAGGCCGGAGAGGAUGUCGAGAACGCUCCGGGUGACGGCUGCAGCUCGUCGUUUUGUCCGUCCGCUUCGGAGCCACGCAAAUCGAGUCUUUUUGUUUACCCGCACAAACCUUUAAAUAUGCAACCCCUUGCUGCUCAGACAAAUCAGAAAGCUCUCACGGACAUCUUCCAGAACCAGUGGGGCCUGUCGUUUAUCAACGAGCCCAACGCAGGCCCGGAGGGGGUGCCCGUUUCUCACCUGACCGUGCCGUUCGAAAUUUCGGAAAUCACGUUCCAUGGUGGAAACUUUCCGUUCCUCAUCCAGCCAUCCCUGAACGCCGUUUCUCUUCCAGCGCCUCAGGACGCACAGAGAAGGACUAACAGGCCCGCCGUGGCUGUGAAACCCUGCUCCAUUUUCCGCCCUGGCCAGGAGUGUAAAGCAGAGCGCAGGAUCUCGGACGCUUCGUGUGAGGAUUUGGACGCCGAGCCUUCGAGGAACUCUGUGCUUAACAGCGUGCAAGUGCACACUGUGAAAGAGCAAAACAGAGCUCACGAAUGGGGAUGGACUGACCUGCGAGCCGCUGUCCUUUACCACUCUAAAGAAUUUGAAUAUCUCCUCACUCUUCACAAGCAAGAUCCAAAAAGGGUGACGUAUUACGGGGAGGUCAUGGACGGACCUGAUCAUUGAGGUGCCGAGUACCAGUACUACAUCUCCACCUUGGGUGCUACAGUCAGUUCUGAUCCUCUAUGUGAAUUUUCUGUUCUGAAUAUAACCAGACCGGACUGAUAAAGAGACCGAAAUUUAGGAUGAUGAAUGUUGUUGCUAAAGCUUUGGAGUUCUGCGGGUUUGCUCUGCACACAAGACUGCCGCGAGUCGGACUACACGCAAACACUAUAACAAAACCCUCUAAGGAGAAGUCGUCGGCUCAUGCGACUCAGCUGCUGCGACAAACCCGGAACCUUCCAAACACAACUACGAGCUUCACAAUCAAUUGAUUUUUUUUUCUUCCCACAUUGAAAUCAAAAAAGGCUUUUUUAUUUUUUUUUUAUUUUAUAUAUAUAAUGCAAUGCAAAUAAACAAUCCAUGAGGACCUUCUUACUAAGGAAGAAAAAGAGAAAUAGAGUAGUUUGAACUUGAUCUGCUUAAAAAAGAAAAAAAAAGCCUUAAACAGAAACAGUUCUCUUUUUAAAUUCAUGAUCCAGCAUUGCAGCAAAAAAAAAAAAAAAACACAAAAUCCCGUUCG